ACAUGUGUAAUUAAUCAACGGAAUUGAUAUAGGCACUUGAUAAAUAUUAAAGUAUUUAUAUCGGAAGAAAGACUCUUAUAAAGAACUAUAAUAAAAUCAAUAAACAUCAAUGUCUAAGCUAAGAGUACAUGUACCUACUUAAUGCCGCCCUAAUCAAAAUGUAACUUUAGACACUUUCCUAUUUUUGCGCACAUAACUACAUACUUACUUCGUUUGUUUCUUAUUUCCAUUCAUGUAGGCUCUGUUUAUGCUUACUGAAAUAAACGGAAAUCGUUUUAUAAAUCAAAAUGACACAAUUGCGCAAACCACCAGUGUGAUCACAGUUCUCCAUGAUAUAAGUAUGUUAAUUCUUUUGUUUUUGUGUUUAUUACAAUUUACUGGUUCGAUGUAUUACGCUAGAGUUGGAAACCCUGGCUGCCUUAUGUAUAAUGCAACAUGCGUAGAUGAAUGCCCACCUAACAUGCAUAGAGUGAACAGCGAAUGUCGCCCAACACCAUCACAACGCACUUGCGACGAACCCGUCGCAUUGUCUAUGGGCACCAUUUGCGACUGGUCGCGCUGCGACUGCGACUUUCCGUUCGUGCUCCACCUCCCCUCUGGAUAUUGCUUCGCGUAUGAAGAUUGCCCCUGAUGUCGGUUUUAUUAAAUCAAACCCGUGAACCGUUAAAUUUAUAAAUCUUCCAAUUCCAAUAAAUAUGCGAUAAGGUGAAAUAAAAUUCAUAUUUAAA
Molecule: messenger RNA, 728 nt
Organism: Colias croceus (clouded yellow)
Lineage: Eukaryota; Metazoa; Arthropoda; Insecta; Lepidoptera; Pieridae
Exons: 2
Coding region: 248-631 (127 amino acids)
Source: RefSeq, a predicted model, not a curated record